Botrytis cinerea B05.10 is the source of this 1345-nucleotide messenger RNA. RefSeq lists its product as hypothetical. The record is from RefSeq and is a predicted model, not a curated record. NCBI's taxonomy places the organism in Eukaryota, Fungi, Ascomycota, Leotiomycetes, Helotiales, Sclerotiniaceae. The transcript has a single exon. Bases 211 to 1140 code for a protein of 309 amino acids.
GAGAGUCGAGUCAAGAAGAAUGCUCCAAAUAGAAGACUGUUGAAAAGCUUACAAACAUUUCCAGAUUUCUUUUCCAAAUCAUAUCGUAAGGUCCGAUAUCAUGAUACUUAAAUAAACCUCCAAUGGCUUUUGUCCACGAACUAAACAUUUUCCACCUUUUUCACCUACACACAUUGACUUCAUUCUCAAAAGUCCAUACAAGCCAACAAGAUGGGCAAAAAAAUCCCCUUCGAUUCAAACACAGACAUCCCCGAUCUCUCUGGUAAAGUCAUAAUAGUCACAGGAGGAAACAGCGGCCUCGGCAAAGAAACCGUCCUCCAACUCGCCAAACACAAUCCCCACUUACUCUACAUGGGCGCUCGCUCCAAAGCCAAAGCAGAGGAAGCAAUCGCCGAAAUCAAAACCACAGUUCCCAACGCCAACAUCAAAUUCCUUGAAAUAGACAUCUCCUCCCUCUCGUCCGUGAAGCGUGGAGCCGAUGCCUUCCUCGCAGAAAAUGACCGCCUAGAUAUCCUGGUCAACAAUGCAGGUGUCAUGGGCCUCCCUCCCGGGCUAACCGAAGAUGGGUAUGAGUCUCAAUUCGGCACGAAUCAUAUGGGUCCUGCACUGUUCACGAAGCUCCUCCUUCCCACUCUACAAAAGACCUCGCUCUCUCCCAACGCAGAUGUGCGGAUCGUCAAUAUCAGUUCGGAAGCCCUGAAGUUCGGUCCUCCCACUGGCCUCGUGCUCGCACAAAACAAAACAUCACUCGCUUCUCUUAGCGGCGCACAGCGUUACGGGCAAUCAAAACUCGCAAAUCUGUAUUUCUCACAAAUUCUAGCUAAGAAGUAUCCGAAUAUUAAGACGAAUGCUAUUCACCCCGGCAUGGUCAGGACAGGUAUCACCACUAACACUACGAAUAACUAUUGGUAUCUUUCUUGGGUUUUUGCCAUUGGGUUCAAGAUGUUCUUGUUGAAUAUACACGAUGGGGCGAAGCCGCAAUUGUUUGCUGCGACGGGGAAGAAGGAGGUCGUGAAGAGUGGUGCCUUUUAUUUCCCUGGUGUGUCAGAGUGGGACGGGAAUGCGAUAACGAAGAAUUCGAAGUUGGCUGAUGAACUGUGGAACUGGACAGAAGCGGAGUUGAAGAGUAAGGGAUAUUAAAAUGCUGUUGUAAUAUGAUUGUAACAUAUGUUUUAAAUCGGCGCUUGAGAUUAUAUAUCGGUUAAUCUCCUGACUACGUCUACUGGAGGUUGGUGUUGUUUGAAAUGAGUUUUGACAUUGCGAAUCAAGACUGUUUUGAUAAAGGAAGGUCUUAGAAGUUAGCUUUUAUAACUCACAUUCAUUAAAACAAGUUUUUUAUAUCACA